This is a messenger RNA of Coffea arabica (coffee), 1256 nucleotides long. The record is from RefSeq and is a predicted model, not a curated record. NCBI's taxonomy places the organism in Eukaryota, Viridiplantae, Streptophyta, Magnoliopsida, Gentianales, Rubiaceae.
GUCUAUGAGACUGUGGACUAGUAUGAGUGUGAAAUCAUUGAAACAUUGAAGUAUUGAUUGUAAGAGAGAUGGAAAAUCCUGUUCAUCAUUUCCGGCAUCCACAUCCACUAAGCCUCAGAAAGUUCAACCAGCCAGGAAGAAAAUGUCAUAUGUGCCAGCGCCAACUUGAUUUAGAUGCUACUGUCUACGGCUGUGAGAGAUGUAGUUUCUUUUUGCACAGAGCUUGCGCAAAAUUUCAACAACAAAUUAUACACCCCUUUCAUCCUCAUCAUACUCUUGCUUAUCUCGACGAAUCGCCUUAUGACAAUGAAACCUACUGCAGUGUUUGCAGCGAAAAGAUUAAGCAUGCUAUCUACCACUGCGAAGAGACCAAUUGUCAGUUUGAUCUGGACCUUGGAUGUGCUGCCUUGACGCCUAGUAAGAAGUAUGCAGAUCGUGUAGCAGAGCUUCAAGGAAAUCAUCAGCAUGCCUUAAUUUUACGUGACAAGCCAAAUGAAUUUUAUGAUUUUUACUACUUUUGCAGCCGCUGCUAUGAGCUUAUUGUCGAUGAUAAACUUAUAUUUGCGUGCCUGGAGUGUAAGUGUCUGUUAGAUGAAUCUUGCGCUGCUCAGGGACGUGAAAUCAAGCACCCUUUUCAUCCUGAUCACCCUCUCAAACUUCAGCCCGUGAACUCUGUAUCUCCAGCCAAAUGCAGCGUCUGUGCUUCUACAGAUCCUGCCUUAUUUGAAGAAAGAGCCCCUAGACUUGACUACUACCAUAGACAAGAACAUCAAGUUGGAGACAACUGAAGAAGAUACAGAUGGUUCAGAAGAUGAGGUGACCUUAGGACGUGAUUCUUCAGCUGUUGGAACUGAAGAAGUCAGCGAUGAGGCUACAUCAGGAGGUGGUUCUUCAGCAGUUGGAACUGAAGAAGUCGGUGAUGAGGAUGUAAAUACUGCUAUACAACGCCUAGACGAGCAAAUUGCAGCAGUCAGGAACAAAAUUGAAGCACAGGAAGCAGAAUUGGAGCAACUUGAGGGGAGACGUGCCCAGCUAAUUGCAAAAGAAAGACAACAUUCAGGAGAGUACUAGUAUAGAAUCUGUUUCUGCAUAUCAUCAAAUGCAAAAUAACAUGCACCAAAAAAAAAAAAAUUGGAAUGGGCCUUUUUCAGGUGAUUAGAGCAUUCUCAUGUUGAGAACUGCACCAGAAGUGUUGCCAUGAACAAAGAAAGAGUUGGUAUUUGACUAUUUGAACAGGAUAAUGUACCGGAUUUGUG